CGACAGCUAUGUAUGUGAUGUGUAUGUGAAGUGCCUCCCUCUUUAGGAUAGGGCCCCGCCUCCUCAGCCACCAAGUCCGAUUGCACGCAGCACAGGAGUGCAAACAUGAAGCGUGCAUUGGUGUGUGUGCUGAUGGCUGCCUGGAGCCUUGGAUGUGGCAGCCAGACGGUGCACCAGCCAGCAGAGAAUGUGUACGCCAUGAAAGGCGGCUCAGUGACGCUGGACUGCAGCUAUGAAAAUUCUGGAGGCAACGACUACAUUUUGUGGUACAAACAGGACGGGCAGGUGGCACCAAAGUUCAUCAUGAGCCUCUCCAUCAGGAGUCAGGGCAAGACUGAGAGCAGCUUUGAAAAGAGGUUCAGCUGCAGCAUCAAUGACACCGCCAAGCGAGCUCCUCUGAAGAUCCAAGACGUGCAGCUGUGCGACUCUACUGUCUUCUACUGCGCCAUGCAGUCCACAAUGACUGACAGCUCUGCUGCACCCACACAAAAACCUCUAUCGUUCCAGACCGUCUGCUUAGUGUCGCCCUCACAGCCUGCUCUCCUUUGGUUCUCUCCCCCUGCUGUGAGGGCCUUCGUCUUUGGGAUUAGACCCCGCCUCCUCAGCCACCAAGUCAACAUGCACGGAGCCCAGGAGUGCAAACAUGAAGCCUGCAUUGGUGUGUGUGCUGAUGGCGGCCUGGAGCCUUGGAUGUGGCAGCCAGACGGUGCACCAGCCAGCAGAGAAUGUGUACGCCAUGAAAGGCGACUCAGUGACGCUGGACUGCAGCUAUGAAAAUUCUGGAGGAAACGACUACAUUUUGUGGUACAAACAGGACAAGCAGGCGGCACCAAAGUUCAUCAUGGGCAUCUUCACGAGGAGUCAGGGCAAGACUGAGAGCAGCUUUGAAAAGAGGUUCAGCUGCAGC
Messenger RNA from Nerophis ophidion (straightnose pipefish), 907 nucleotides. RefSeq lists its product as uncharacterized. Bases 106 to 774 code for a protein of 222 amino acids. The record is from RefSeq and is a predicted model, not a curated record. The transcript has 5 exons. NCBI's taxonomy places the organism in Eukaryota, Metazoa, Chordata, Actinopteri, Syngnathiformes, Syngnathidae.